This is a messenger RNA of Penicillium cinerascens, 936 nucleotides long. RefSeq lists its product as uncharacterized. The coding region runs from base 1 to 936 and encodes 311 amino acids. The transcript has 2 exons. The record is from RefSeq and is a predicted model, not a curated record. NCBI's taxonomy places the organism in Eukaryota, Fungi, Ascomycota, Eurotiomycetes, Eurotiales, Aspergillaceae.
AUGUCACGGCGACCAACACUUGUCUCGACUCUUAGACAAAACGUGCUGCUUGUCUUGGUGCUUUGUUUACCUGCCAAUGCCCUCUACGUCUUCAGAUCCCCACCCGCUUACCUUGAGGGUCCUGAAAACCAAAUCGACGACCCGACUUACCAUACUGGAUCUGUCUUGGACGUUGUGUGGAGUCAGUCGCAGGCAAACCCGGUCUCAAUAUAUUUGUGGUCAACAGGCUCGGACCCUACAUCACAAAUUGUCUGUCAGCAUCCCAUAGAGCACACUACUGGCUCUGAAUCGUGCAAAUGGACCGUCGAAACUUCGCAAGACCUAACAAUCUCCAACAAGUUCUUCCUUAUGAUGUACGUUAACGGCAAGGGACGCUAUGUUGCCAGAACGCAUCAGUUCGUAAUCGAAAGAAAUUCAUCAAGCGCAACUGCGACAGCACAAAAGUCUUUACCGAGCGCUACAGAUAUAUCACUCAGUACCAAUACCGCUCUUUCCGUUUCCAGUCCCAGUCCCAGUUCCAGUCCUAGUUCCAGUCCCAGUUCCCCGGCUGCCACUUCAAGCUCGUCUGUUUCAAGCUCUGAACUCUCUACUGGCGCCAAAGCAGGCGUGGGGGUUGGAGUGGUGGUCGGAGUGGCGGUUAUUGCUGGAGUUGCCUUCAUCUUCAUCCGCAGGCGACGUCGCCAACCCAAAUUUUCCGAGGAAGCAACCCAACCUACCGAUAGACCAGUUGAAUCCGGACGUCAUGGGAUAUAUGAGGCACCGGGCUCAAUACCAGAAAUGACGGCCGAGCUUGACAAUGAGGGUGGAGCGAAGUUCGCGGGAAUCGAACCCAAUGUUGUGAAAGACAAGAAUGAGGGAGGGCCACAGGAGCUUUAUGCACCCGUCGAAAGAGAAGCCCACGUGGAACUACCGGCAGACCAAGAGAGACGAACCUGA